AUGCUCCAGUGGCCAUCACUUGCAGGAACGCCACAUGCUCCACUGCCCACCGGCGUCGCUGGCCUUUCUCGGUCGGAUCUCACUCUUCAGCCCCAGCUCGCGAUCUGUCUGCUGACGUCCGAAGUCAGCUUGCCUGGAAUGGCCUUCUUCGGGAGCGAACCUUUCCACCCCAUGCCGCCGACUCCACCGCUGAAGCAUCCAUCGGAUCCUGCAUGCUUGGUCGACGACGAAGGCGUGCCGGUGAACGGGCAGGCGGUGCGGUUCGCGGCCCGAAUGCUCGAGCUCGACUCGCUAGGCCAUGGCGGCGUCAAGAUCAGCACGGCAGUCUCUCACACGGUCAGCCAAAACACAGCGUGCUUGGCGUUCGCGGAUGCCAGUCCGAAGGCGGAGCAGGCGGUGGUGAUCAGUGGAUUUCAGACGGAGAGACCAAGGCUAAGUUAUAGAUCCACUCUGUACGCCAUGAAGACUACGUGUGGAAACUUCGACCUCACUCUUCGGAGUUGGAAGUUGAAAUGGCAUUAUAUUGCUUCGAAUAAAGAGUUACAGUGA
Messenger RNA from Musa acuminata subsp. malaccensis (wild Malaysian banana), 549 nucleotides. The record is from RefSeq and is a predicted model, not a curated record. NCBI's taxonomy places the organism in Eukaryota, Viridiplantae, Streptophyta, Magnoliopsida, Zingiberales, Musaceae.